Molecule: messenger RNA, 1392 nt
Organism: Mangifera indica (mango)
Lineage: Eukaryota; Viridiplantae; Streptophyta; Magnoliopsida; Sapindales; Anacardiaceae
Product: sulfite exporter TauE/SafE family protein 3-like
Exons: 11
Coding region: 1-1392 (463 amino acids)
Biological process (GO): protein ubiquitination
Cellular component (GO): Cul4A-RING E3 ubiquitin ligase complex; membrane
Source: RefSeq, a predicted model, not a curated record
AUGCCUGGGAGUUUUGGAUCAAAAUGGCAUGGGAAUAUGAGAUUAACAGAAGUAGUUGUGGUGGGUUUACUUGUUUUAGCUUCUGUUAUUGCUUCAGCAGAAGCCAUAACAAGGUAUAAUGGAAAUCAAGAAACGAAAACUCAGUCAGGUUACGAACAUGUUUGGCCAGACAUGGAGUUUGGGUGGAGAAUUGUGGUGGGUAGCAUAAUUGCAUCCUUUGGAGCAGCUUCUGGGAGUAUAGGAGGAGUUGGUGGUGGUGGCAUAUAUGUUCCUAUGCUUGCCUUGAUCAUUGGAUUCGAUACAAAAUCAUCGGCAGCAGUCUCAAAAUGUAUGAUCACAGGUGCCGCAGGAGCUACGGUUUUCUACAAUAUAAAACAAAGACAUCCGACACUCGAGCAACCUAUCAUCGAUUAUGACCUUGCACUUUUAUUUCAACCGAUGUUGAUGCUUGGAAUCAGUCUUGGAGUUGCUUUCAAUGUGAUUUUUCCCGAUUGGCUUAUCACAAUUUUGAUAAUUAUUCUCUUCAUAGGCUUGUCUAUUAAGUCAUUAUUGAAAGGAAUUGAAACUUGGAAAAAGGAAACCCUAUCGAAAAAGGAGGCUACUGAAAGCUUGGAGUUAACGGAUAUUGUAAAUCAAGUAGAAGAAUCCGAAUGCGAGCCUGAGUCUUUAAGCAACACAACUCCAAAAGAAUCCAAGCAAGUUAAAAGACCGAAGUUCUCCGUUCAUGAUAAUAUUUACUGGAAAGAGCUUGGAUUUCUUGUUGGUGUCUGGGUUAUCAUCCUUGCACUACAAAUUGCUAAGAAUUACACAACAACUUGUUCUAUGCUAUACUGGAUCUUAAACCUCUUACAGCUACCAGUAGCCGGUGGAGCUAGCAUAUACGAGGCUGUUAGGUUGUACAAAGGGCGGAGAAGGAUUGCAUCAAAGGGAGACAUGGACAUAAACUUGCGAGUAUAUCAAUUGGUUUUUUAUUGUGCUUGUGCUGUAGUCGCAGGUAUAGUUGCUGGAUUGCUUGGUAUUGGUGGAGGAUUCAUUUUAGGCCCCCUAUUUCUCGAGCUUGGAAUGCCUCCUCAGGUGUCAAGUGCCACAGCCACCUUCGCCAUGACAUUUUCUGCAUCAAUGUCGGUUGUAGAGUAUUACUUGCUAAAACGUUUUCCCAUCCCUUACGCUCUAUACCUCUUCUGCGUGACAGUCAUUUCUGCGUUAGUAGGUCAACUUGUAAUAAAAAAGCUUAUUGAUGUAUUAGGCAGAGCAUCUGUGAUCAUCUUCACCUUGUCCAUCACUAUGUUUGCAACCGCAUUGUUGCUAGGUGGACUAGGCUUGGUGAAAAUGGUUGACAGGAUUCAACACAAAGAGUACAUGGGGUUUUAUAGUCUUUGUGCAUAUACUUAG